This is a messenger RNA of Halichondria panicea, 1388 nucleotides long. RefSeq names its product dTDP-D-glucose 4,6-dehydratase-like. Bases 118 to 1218 code for a protein of 366 amino acids. The record is from RefSeq and is a predicted model, not a curated record. NCBI's taxonomy places the organism in Eukaryota, Metazoa, Porifera, Demospongiae, Suberitida, Halichondriidae. The transcript is spliced from 10 exons.
UUGAUAUUCUUUUUACAGUCAGAAACGAAGUUCGCUUAAUUAGAACUUCCCUAAUUCGUCGAAGAAGCUAGCUGCUGCUUGCUGUUCCAAAAUCUGGUAUUCAAGUGCUAGCGAUCAAUGGCAGCGCCAGUGGAGAAGCCGUCCGUGCUCAUAUUAGGAGGAGUUGGUUUCAUUGGAAGGCACCUCACCACUCUGUUAGUGGAGGAAGGACUUGUGUCUAAAGUACGAGUGGUGGACAAAGUGCCUCCCUCCACUGGAUGGCUCAACCCUCAACACAAGGAAGUGUUCGCUCAAGUGGAGUUCAAGCAGCUGAACCUUGCCAACGCUGCAAGUGCUGACAAGGCGUUUGCUGACGGCCCAUUCCAAAUUGUCUAUAAUCUGGCGGCUGAAACUAAAUACGGCCAAUCAGAACAGGUUUAUGAGGAGCGUGUUUUGAGGGUGGCUAUGAACUGUGCUACAGUCGCAGCUAAAGCAGGGUCAAAGUUCAUCCAUAUAUCCACUGGCCAAGUGUAUGAUAGCUCUAAAGGUGUGAGCACUGAAGAGAGUAAAGUUGACCCUUGGACCCUACUGGCUAAAUACCACCUCAGAGCAGAGCUAGCCCUCAAGAAUAUACCAGAACUGCAGUACUUGAUCGUGAGACCUGCCAUAGUAUAUGGCAUAGGAGACAGGAAUGGACUCACACCCAGACUAGUGAUCGCUGCAGUGUACCGUCACCUCGGAGAGAAGAUGAAGUUGUUGUGGAGUGAAGAGUUGAGAAUGAACACAGUACAUGUUAGUGACGUCUCCAGGGGGCUGUGGUUGCUAGGGACAACCGGCGGAGGGAAGGGGGAGGUCUACAACAUGGUGGAUGCUGGGGAAACUACUCAAGGUGUCAUCACUCAACUGGUGUCAGAGCUGUUUGCUAUUAAAGCGAGCUAUUUCGGGUCCAUCCUCUCAAACCUAGCAAAGUUGAACAUGUCUGGAGCUACUGAAGAGAGCAAUGAUAAGCACUUGGCACCGUGGUCUGAGGCUUGUACUCAAGACAGUGUAUCCAACACCCCACUCUCGCCCUACCUUGAUCAGGAGCUCCUGUACAACAGACAUCUACACCUUGAUGGAGGGAAGCUACGAACUCUCGGCUUUGACUAUAGAGUCCCUAAACCAACUCUUGACCUACUCAGAGAGGUGGUAAUGGAUUAUGUGGCUAAUGGCCAGUUCCCACCAUCACUCCUACCGUAGCACACUGAGUGGGCGUGUGUGUGUGUGUGUGUGUGUGUGUGUGUGUGUGUGUGGAGCCUUCAUUCGACAGUAGACUAGUGAAUCAUAGACUGACCUAAUGUACAUUUCAUUGCUUGAAUUUUUUAUACACCAUGUUGAAAACUGUCUUUAAUAAUUUCCUAAUGACAACA